Pipistrellus nathusii (Nathusius's pipistrelle) is the source of this 315-nucleotide messenger RNA. The record is from the annotation of a GenBank genome assembly. NCBI's taxonomy places the organism in Eukaryota, Metazoa, Chordata, Mammalia, Chiroptera, Vespertilionidae.
AUGAGGUUCAUCCCGGGAUGUCUGCUUCUCCUGCUGCUGAUCAGCAGCCUCUCUCCAGCCCACGGUGUUCUGGAGGCCUGGAACACGAACUUCAAGUGCAAGUGCAUGAAGUCGGUUCCAUACCUGAGCAAGCGCAGCAUGAUUUCCCGGGUUGUAGCCUUUAAGCCUGGGGAUCAUUGCCCACGCAAGGAAGUCAUAGUCUGGCUGAAGAAUGGGUCAGCUCUAUGCUUGAAUCCUGAAUCUGAGUGGACACGACGUCUGUUAAAGAAUGUCCAGAGGUCCAACAUCCUGCCAAGUGACAGAAGGCCCACAUAA